GCAGCUACAGACGCUGAAGUAUCGUAGCUCUCUGAUAGCAAACUUGAUGUGGUUGCCAUGCAAAUGACCUCGCUGAGCAGGGCACCUUCGCCAAUCAAAAAGAAAGAGGAUGACAAGAGUAAACAACGAGGUAAACAGAAAUGUGCAGCCUUGAAAGAUGGAGCUGACAGAGAUCGGGACAAAGUAAAGAACAGAACACGACGUGGUGCUUCCAGUAGGAGCAGCAGCUCCAGUAGCAGCUCGGGUUCUAGUUCUGGCUCCUCCAGUGGCACCAGCUCUUCCGCCUCCAGUCACUCAGGCUCUUCCAGCUCCCGUUCAUCUUCCUCCUCAUCGUCCUCGCCAAGCCCCAGCCGGCGGCGACAUAACAAACAACACUCCCGCUCAAAGUCCAAGUUGGCCAAGAAAGAUGACCGGGACCGUCGAAAGAGGAGUCCUGCUCCGAAACCCACCAAGGUCUACCUGGGCCGGCUGACAAGAAAUGUCAUCAAGGAGCACAUCCAGGAAAUCUUCUCCACCUAUGGCAAGAUCAAGAUGAUUGACAUGCCCAUGAACCGCGUUCACCCCCACCUUUCCAAGGGCUAUGCUUAUAUUGAGUUUGAGACCCCUGAUGAAGCAGAAAAGGCACUUAAACACAUGGAUGGAGGACAGAUUGAUGGUCAGGAGAUAACAGUCAUUGCUGUCCUAACACCCACGGUGCGUGCCCCCCCUCGCAGGAUGUCCCCUCCUCGCAGGAUGCCACCUCCACCCCCAAUGUGGCGACGCACUCCUCCUCGGAUGAGGAGAAGGUCUCCAAGGUCGCCGCGACGACGCUCCCCAGUCCGGCGCAGGUCUAGAUCACCCGGCCGCCGUCGUCACCGGUCCCGUUCCAGUUCCAACUCUUCCCGCUAAACAUCAAUAUCACCCAACUCUCAUAAUUGGCUGCCUGGUCCUCACAGACUUGUGUUCACCCCAAUAUGACAUUUUAUGAUGUCGAUAUGUGCAGCUUGUUGUCCGGUGUGGUUUAUAUAUGUAGAAAUUUGUUCUUCCUCUAAAUUUAGUGAGUGCGGCUUAUUAACCGGAAUUUAUGGCAAACGUUACACAAGAUGGAGCUGGCUCUGGACAGUACAAUAUACAGUAUGUGUCAUAACAUCACUCUUGCAUGUAUUUAUUGAUAUUUAUUUGACUAUUAUUUAAACAGUACUAGUGGUUAUUAUAUAUUACCGUUUUUUAUUAUUUAAAAACUUCAGUUAAUUGGAUACUGUGCAGCUGAGCCACUUUGUUGUUUUGAUCCUGUCUUAUUUGGAAGUAUUUUCCCCCCAGUGGUGGACUAGUGCAAUCUGUUUAAAGUACUGUUGCGUGUGAUUUUCGUUUUUGACCAGACAAUAAAGGUUAUGCCUCUUUUUGACUGACCAA
Doryrhamphus excisus (bluestripe pipefish) is the source of this 1392-nucleotide messenger RNA. RefSeq lists its product as uncharacterized. Lineage: Eukaryota; Metazoa; Chordata; Actinopteri; Syngnathiformes; Syngnathidae. The record is from RefSeq and is a predicted model, not a curated record. Gene Ontology annotation, molecular function: RNA binding. Gene Ontology annotation, biological process: mRNA splicing, via spliceosome. Gene Ontology annotation, cellular component: ASAP complex; nucleoplasm; cytoplasm.